AUGUCUACACGCACGCAUGUACACAGGCCUGCAUAGGCAUACAUGUGCCUCAAUGGCACAAACAGGCACAUGUGUACACACAAGUAUACAUAUGGACAAAUGUGUCAUGUCAUUGCUUUGGUUGAUGCCAGCAAAGGAUAGCCGCACACACACCCAGGCACACGUAGCUGACAUGUACACCCCCACCUGAAGCCUGUUGGAAUCGUAGAGUUAUGUAGAGGCCCCGCCCAGGUCAGAUCCAGCCCUCAGUACCAGGCAAAUGCAAUGUCCUGCUUUCCUUCUUGACUCUGCAGAGCUGUGGAACCCUGGUCCACAGUCACCCAGCCCUUCUCAGCCACUCCCUCCUGUUUGACCCUCUGAGCCUCUGCUUUCUCAUCAGUCAAACGGGGCUGAUGGUGUAGGCACCCAUCCACCAGGGCCCACGCGAACUUACAAAACAAGGAGCAGCACUGAGUCCAGGGCUGGACAGGGGCAGGUGCUCCUUGCUUGCUUCUCCUUCUACUCCCUGUUGCCAGCCCCACCCCAGUUGCCCCCACCACAGGGACUCAGGGUCCUAUUCUCCCCCUUCUAAGUUGGACCCUAUGGAACACAUCUCCCUGCUCUGGCACAGGAGCUGGACUGUCCCCUGGAUCUCUCUUAGAGGGUUGGGGCUGGAAGAGAGGGGUGCAGAGUCAGCAGUUGAGGGAUUGGGGCCAUGCCAGCCCGAUUAGCAGGGCUGGGGGCCGAGCUGGAUUCACCUGUCCUUGUCUCUCAUUGGCUCUUGGGAACCCCUGGCUGCCAAAUCCCACUAAGCAGCCCCACCAUGGCCUGCACAGGUCUGUGGGGAGCCAGUUGAUUGCCAGUCCUGAGGCCAGAAGGGUGCCUGCGGAGGCCUGAGGCCAGUCUGAGCCUGGCUCUGGGGCUCUCCUCCAUCUAGAAGAACCAACUAACCACGCUGUUCACCGGCUGCCAGGACCAUGGGGGCUGGGGCCAGUGCUGAGGAGAAGCACUCAAGGGAGCUGGAAAAGAAGCUAAAAGAAGAUGCUGAGAAGGAUGCUCGAACCGUGAAACUACUGCUUCUGGGUGCGGGUGAGUCCGGAAAGAGCACCAUUGUCAAGCAGAUGAAGAUUAUCCACCAGGAUGGGUACUCUCUGGAAGAGUGCCUCGAGUUCAUUGCCAUCAUCUACGGCAAUACGCUGCAGUCCAUCCUCGCUAUCGUGCGUGCCAUGACCACGCUCAACAUUCAGUAUGGAGACUCUGCGCGUCAGGACGACGCCCGGAAGCUGAUGCACAUGGCGGACACCAUCGAGGAGGGCACGAUGCCCAAGGAGAUGUCGGACAUCAUCCAGCGGCUGUGGAAGGAUUCUGGUAUCCAGGCCUGUUACGAACGCGCCUCUGAGUACCAGCUCAACGACUCCGCGGGCUACUACCUCUCCGACCUGGAGCGCCUGGUAAGCCCGGGCUACGUGCCCACGGAGCAGGACGUGCUGCGCUCGCGUGUCAAGACCACGGGUAUCAUUGAGACUCAGUUCUCCUUUAAGGACCUCAACUUCCGGAUGUUCGAUGUGGGCGGACAGCGCUCAGAGCGCAAGAAGUGGAUCCAUUGCUUCGAGGGUGUAACAUGCAUAAUCUUCAUCGCUGCACUGAGCGCCUACGACAUGGUGCUGGUGGAGGACGACGAAGUGAACCGCAUGCACGAGAGCCUGCACCUGUUCAACAGCAUCUGCAACCACCGCUAUUUCGCCACCACGUCCAUUGUGCUCUUCCUCAACAAGAAGGACGUUUUCUCCGAGAAGAUAAAAAAGGCACAUCUCAGCAUCUGCUUCCCGGAUUACGACGGGCCCAACACGUACGAGGACGCGGGCAACUACAUCAAGGUGCAGUUCCUUGAGCUCAACAUGCGACGCGACGUGAAGGAGAUCUAUUCCCAUAUGACUUGCGCUACGGACACGCAGAACGUCAAGUUUGUCUUCGACGCUGUCACUGAUAUCAUCAUCAAGGAAAACCUCAAAGAUUGCGGCCUCUUUUGAGGUGCUUGAACUCAUACCCGUCCCUGACACCUGUAGACCUAGCUGCCUUUUAGUCCUAGCCCACAGGAGCCUAAUAGCCCACCAGGACUCCUGGGCCCCAGCCUGUGGCCCCACCAGCCACAGACCCAAAGCCCUGGGCCCCACUAGCCUUGAGGCCCCAACCCUCCCCCGUGGUUCCCAGGUCUAGCAGAGCCCGGUGCCCCCAACCCCACUGCUGCCCUUCACGGCCUGGCUGCACUGGCCUCCAGGACCCACCCCAGCCAGCCCCAGCUAGGAGCAGGCAGGAUUUGGGGCAGCUAGAGCUCACAGUGACUCAGCAGUGCUCAACUGACCAGUCUCCUUCAGGUCUCUCUGCAGGGGGCCCAUGACUCACCUGGUGGGUCUGGGCUCAGCAAACAGCCCUCCCUCCCAGUUUCCUGAGAGCAGGGGGGCAGGCGGGGAUCCUCCUCCGAGCAGGCCUGUUGCUGACCAUCAGCCCAUUCCAACCUUACCACCUCCAUGUGACAAGUCUGACACCUGUCUAUCCAGUGGCCAGUGACUCUCCCUCUCAGCAGCUUCAGGAGUCCAAAGUCCAAGCCAGUGUGGCCUGUGCAGCCCCAGGCUAAUUCAAAAAUGAGUUAAUGAGUGGGGGGCAGGCCUGGGAGACCAUGGGUGCCAGGAAGAGGCUCAAGUUGGACUAUUCCCCAUAUAGCAGGCUCAGAGUACCUCCCCCAGACCCUCCACCCACAGGCUCUGCCCCCUCUGUCCUUGUCCUUGGACACCAGAUCCAUAUCCUACCUCACACAUACACACACACACCCGCCCACAGUACUCCAGGAUGGUGUUUUGAGGGAGGGUACUGUUGACACCAGCUGUGGCCAAUGGUCAAACUGUCCUGAGGGGUGGCUGGGGGCAGAGUCCGGUUCCCAUCGAUCAGCCCCAGGAAGAGGAUUUGACUGAGGCCCAGGUUGGGCCCAGAGGGGUCUACCUCAGGUGGGGUCAUAAGCAAACCCAGAUAACCCUCUUGUCCCUCUCACCCUUUCCGUUCAAGGCCCAUUCCCUGCCAGGAAAAACUGAGGGCCAUGCCUGAAUUUUGUCAGGGACAAAGGCUCAUGUCCCUAUAUCCCUGCUCCCCACUUCCUCAUCAAGCCUCGAGUCCUUGCUGAUGCCUGUGGGCCAGGACCUGUGCUGCAUAGGGGGGUGGGGGUUCUGUCUUCAAGGCCAGAGCACGAUCCACACUCCCCUCAGAUAGAUGCACAGACUCAACAAUAAACCUUUGCAUCAGG
This is a messenger RNA of Suricata suricatta (meerkat), 3274 nucleotides long. RefSeq names its product G protein subunit alpha transducin 1 (gene GNAT1). Gene Ontology annotation, cellular component: heterotrimeric G-protein complex. Gene Ontology annotation, molecular function: G-protein beta/gamma-subunit complex binding; G protein-coupled receptor binding; GTPase activity. The record is from RefSeq and is a predicted model, not a curated record. NCBI's taxonomy places the organism in Eukaryota, Metazoa, Chordata, Mammalia, Carnivora, Herpestidae. Gene Ontology annotation, biological process: adenylate cyclase-modulating G protein-coupled receptor signaling pathway. The coding region runs from base 957 to 2009 and encodes 350 amino acids. The transcript is spliced from 9 exons.